Molecule: messenger RNA, 2786 nt
Organism: Tachysurus fulvidraco (yellow catfish)
Lineage: Eukaryota; Metazoa; Chordata; Actinopteri; Siluriformes; Bagridae
Gene: abhd2a
Product: abhydrolase domain containing 2, acylglycerol lipase a
Exons: 11
Coding region: 294-1595 (433 amino acids)
Biological process (GO): steroid hormone receptor signaling pathway; sperm capacitation; medium-chain fatty acid biosynthetic process
Cellular component (GO): sperm plasma membrane; sperm flagellum
Molecular function (GO): monoacylglycerol lipase activity; acetylesterase activity
Source: RefSeq, a predicted model, not a curated record
GUCGGAAUGCAGGUGGGAGAAAGAACGUGUCUAUUGCUGUCGUUAACUGUAAUUUGGAUGAGAGAGAGAGUGAGAGAGAGAGAAUCUGCUAGAAAGGGACAGCGGAUAAAUGCGGAUGCAAACAUAGAUCCAGGUUGUCCGUAUGGACGGAUUUGGAGACAGCUAACCUGAGAAAGAGAAAGAUCUGUUGUUGAGCGGAAAAGGUUGGACCUGAUCACUGUGAAGUCUCAGUCUUCUUUAUCCAAGCAGAAGAGAUUACAAUUUAGAAAGCCACACAAGAAACAGAACUAGCCAUGACCACUCACGAGUCGGAAGUGUACCCGGUGGCACCGGAGAUGCCGGCCAUGUUUGAUGGGAUGAAGCUGGCGGCCGUUGCCACCGUGCUCUACAUCAUUGUCCGGUGCCUGAAUCUGAAAAGCCCCACUGCGGCACCGGACCUCACAUGCCAGGACACACCACUUAACCGCUUCCUCCUCAAGUCCUGCCCCUUACUGACCAAAGAGUACAUUCCUCCGCUGUUGUGGGGGAAAAGCGGCCAUUUACAGACGGCUCUGUAUGGAAAGCUGGGCCGCGUGAGUUCGCCACACCCGACCGGCCUGCGCAAGUUUCUGCCAAUGCAGGAUGGCGCCACAGCGACCUUUGAUCUCUUCGAACCCCUGGCGGAUCAUCAGAGUGGAGCGGACGUCACCAUGGUUAUCUGUCCAGGCAUUGGGAACCACAGCGAGAAGCACUACAUCCGCACAUUUGUGGAUUACUCACAGAAGCAAGGCUACCGCUGCGCCGUGCUCAACCACCUCGGGGCCUUGCCCAACAUCGAGCUCACCUCCCCCCGCAUGUUCACCUAUGGCUGUACCUGGGAGUUUGCAGCCAUGGUGGGCUACAUAAAGAAGACCUACCCUCAGAGCCAGCUCAUCGUGGUGGGCUUCAGUCUCGGUGGCAACAUCGUCUGCAAAUUCCUGGGGGAGAACCAUGCCAAUCAGGAGCGUGUGCUGUGCUGCGUGAGCGUGUGCCAGGGCUACAGUGCACUCAGAGCUCAGGAGACCUUUCUGCAGUGGGAUCAGUGCCGGCGCUUCUAUAAUUUCCUCAUGGCUGACAACAUGAAGAAGAUUAUUCUGUCACACAGGGGCAGUCUAUUUGGAGGAGGCUCUCUUAAGUUGAUAGAUGCAGAUCUGAGACGCCUUUACACUGCCACCUCUCUUAUGCAGAUCGAUGACAACAUCAUGAGAAAAUUCCAUGGACACAAUUCUUUGAAAGAGUACUAUGAGAAGGAGAGCUGUGUGCACUUCAUUCACAAUGUGAACGUUCCACUCCUGCUGGUGAACUCCGCCGACGAUCCUCUCGUACACCAGUCUCUUCUCACCAUCCCACGCACACUCGCAGAAAAGAAAGAGAAUGUGAUCUUUUCUCUGACACUGCACGGCGGACACUUGGGCUUCUUCGAAGGCGCCGUUCUCUUCCCGCAGCCUCUCACCUGGAUGGAUAAGGUCAUCGUGGGGUACGCCAACGCCAUCUGCCAGUGGCAAAAGCAGAAGCCAACAUGCCAAAGCCAGGAAGCCCAAGCCUCAGAGGGCACAUGCUUGAACAAUGCUUCCUAAACUUUGACCUCUGCCCUCUCUCGAAUCAUGCCCAUUCACCAUCAAACCACUCAGACCUUUCUGACUGGUCUGACCUUUAUGACUCCUCUUACACACACACAAAAAAAGUGUCUUUGUGAUCAGUGCUAGAGAAAAUGUUUCAUAGUUUGGGGAUCGCUCACAACACAGGUAUACGGGCACAUAGACGAUAGAGAGGAUGAAAUGAGGACAGUGUUAUACAUGUACCAUAUUUUCUGGACUUAAAAGAUUAUUACUUCAUGUAGUGACCCAUAUAUUUUGCAUCACGCUAAUUCUAAGUACGUUUAUUUGUGUUAAAACGCAAACAAUAGUUUGGCACUACAGUAACGCAAGCAUAAAAGAUUUGUUUCCUGGUGAAAUCUUAAUCUUUAUAUAUAUAAAUGAAUAUAUAAGAAUGUAAUAUAAUAUAUUAGAUUCUUAUAUAUAUUUAUAUACAAGAUUAAGAUUUCACAUAUAUACAGACUGAAAACUAUAUAUAAAGAUACUCCAGAAAAAUGAAAAAUUGAGUUUAAAGAUCACAGAAUAAGGAAAUCCCAAAGCAAGAUUUCAGAAAUCUUUAGUCAGACUGCCUGAUUUUACCACCAUGUUUAACACACAGUGACAACUGAAGGGCUCUGCAGACCAUAAUAUUUGUUAUGACUUCUUGAUAAGGAUGGACUUAUGGACCAAUUACACUAAAGUGCCAUUAUAGAGGCAGUAAAAAGAUAUUUAGAAAUGACUGCUACAUUAAGCCAACUCGAACCGAUCCAUAGAUAUGCGUCUUGCUCUUGGAUACAACCUAUUGUCUGGAAAAUACGGUACACGUCAUGUCGGUUUAAAUACGUCUGGCCCUAGCGUGUGUAAAAGAAGUUUACUUGAAGCUACUAGAGUGGAAAGACUUCAGCACAAACAGCUACUGUAGACCGACCGUGCACUACCACACUGUAUAUAACACUGAGGGAACUGGCCGUUAUGCAGGCACUGUGUGCUUAUUGUGAGGACGGGCAUGCUGCUGGUGCCUCUUCUGUGCUCUUCAACACGCUCUGGUCUGUUGAUAACUCGACUAGACCGAGUCAGCACUUUUCAUUUUAUUGUAUUAUUCAUUUUGGGUGGGGAAAAAAAUGUUAAACAUAAAUCAUCAAAGCUAAAAAAACGCUUUUUCUUUUUUUUUUAUUAAAGCACUUUAUUAUUUUU